GUGUGUGUGUGUGUGUGUGUGUGUGUGUGUGUGUGUGUGUGUGUGUGUGUAUCAGCACUGAAGGAUCCCGGAGAGCCAGAGAACGAGUCCUGGCCUUGGCUCAGCUAGCGUGACCGGCGAAUGAGCCUUGUUCAUGCGUCUCCCUGCGUGCCACUCCCACACCACCAUGAACUGUGAGCAGGACUUUGGAGACGGGGGCUUGGGAGUGACCCUCACGCUACGACUGCUCAUGCAUGGAAAGGAAGUUGGCAGCAUUAUAGGAAAGAAAGGAGAGACUGUGAAACGAAUACGAGAAGAGAGCGGCGCACGAGUCAACAUCUCAGAGGGCUCGUGUCCGGAGAGAAUCAUCACCAUCACAGGCUCCACAGACAGCGUCUUCAGRGCUUUCACCAUGAUCACAUACAAACUGGAGGAGGACUUGACUGCGCUGGUGGCCAAUGGCACCAUCAGCUCCAAGCCUCCCGUCACCCUGCGGCUCGUCAUCCCUGCCAGUCAGUGUGGCUCGCUUAUUGGGAAGGGUGGCACAAAGAUAAAGGAGAUUAGAGAGAGCACAGGAGCUCAGAUCCAGGUGGCCGGAGAUUUGCUACCCAACUCUACUGAGCGAGGGGUAACGAUAUCUGGGAAUCAGGACUCUGUAAUCCAGUGUGUCAAGCUCAUCUGCACAGUAAUCCUGGAGUCACCACCAAAGGGUGCCACCAUCCCUUACCAACCGAGCCCCUCACCUGCUGCUCUUCUCAUCGCAGGGAACCAGAUUUUUGAGGCAUCAGAAUUUGCCCCCCACCCUCUGUACUCAAUCACCCAGGGUGGCCUGGACCUCCAGCAGGCCUACACCUUGCAAAAUCAAUACGGCAUUCCACACUCAGAGCUGGCCAAGCUGCACCAGCUGUCAGUGCAGCAAGGCCUGAGCCCCAUCGCCCAGCCCGCCUCGACAAUCAUGCCUGGGAUGGACUCAACUUCUCAGACAUCUCAGGAGCUCCUUAUUCCCAACGAUCUGAUUGGCUCCAUCAUCGGCCGUCAGGGAACCAAGAUCAAUGAGAUCCGGCAGGUGUCAGGAGCUCAGAUCAAAAUUGGCAGCCAGCUGGACGGGACGAGCGACCGCCAUGUCACGAUUACAGGAACACCAGUCAGCAUCAACCUGGCCCAGUACCUCAUUACCUCCUGUUUAGAAACAGCAAAAUCCACGGCCCAGGCAGCCACCAUGGCCUCUCCGGUCAACCUCAACAUGGCCUUCACCCAGUCCACCUCCCCGGCCGCCUCGCCCGCCCCCACCCUGGCCACCGUGGGCACGCUGGCCCCCGCUCACAUGCUCGGCACUCCGUACGGUGCCAUGCCGCUCUCUGGGCUGCUGGGGGUGAAAUCCGUUCCCUUUCUGACUCUGUCCAACCCGGCACCCACCGUGGCCGCCACCGCAGCGACCUCCCACACCAACUUGGCUGCUUACACUGCCAAAAUCUCCUCAGCAAACUGCAUCAAAAAGCCAGAGAGACAGAAGUUUGCUCCCUACUGACAAAGUCCCCCCACAUGUGUUUGGACGGACAGCUGCAGUGUUCUUUUGGAUAAGUAUUAAAAAAAACAACGCCUGAUGUAGCCAUAUUCGCCAGAAGAGAUGCUCUUGAUUUUAUUUCUGCACCAACACACACCAAUGGAUGAUGCCAUUUAAAAGUUAUUUACAAAUAUAAUUUGUCAGUUUCCCAUAAACUGAUGGACGCUUUCAUCAUUACUUCAUCACUGUUAUUUCUGAUCAUUACAAAAAAAAAAAAAAAAAAAAAAAAAAAAAACAUAGUAAUCUCACCUGAGAGGCAUGGUUAAGAGUCUUCACAUGUGUAUCUCAGUCAGAAAGUAUUUAUCCUUCAAUAAAUUUGUAAAAUGCUCUACUGUACGAUGCUUUUAUACAAUGUCUGUUUUGCCUCUUGAAGUUUUUAAGAAAAAUUUGUAAAUGUCUCAACAGUGUUUGUUUUCUUUUUAAUAACAUUUUCUCUCUUUUUAAAAAAAUAAUUUUGUUGGAUUUUACUGAAUGUGAAACCUGGUUAAUCUUUAUUUAUUAGUAUUGUUUCAUUUAUUAAAAGUCUUUCUGUUCCUGAUUUGGCCGA
Messenger RNA from Austrofundulus limnaeus, 2090 nucleotides. RefSeq names its product poly(rC)-binding protein 4. The record is from RefSeq and is a predicted model, not a curated record. Gene Ontology annotation, molecular function: RNA binding. NCBI's taxonomy places the organism in Eukaryota, Metazoa, Chordata, Actinopteri, Cyprinodontiformes, Rivulidae.